AUGAGCUGGCGGUGGGCUCGCCAGCACUGGAACGGCGGCUCCUCCGUGCUGCUGCUGCUGCCGCUGCUGCUGUGGCACGGCCGGGUCCGGCCGGCCGGCGCCGACAACGCCAGCCAGGCGUACUACACCGCGCUCAUCAACGUGACGGUGCUGAGCCCCGAGCGCGGCGGCCCCACGCUGCUGCGGAUCGACCGCGGCCGCUACGGGCAGGACUCCCCGAAGGUGGAGGUCAAGGGGCUGCUGGUGACUCCCGUCCCCAUCAACGGAGUUGCAGAUCGUCUGGGCUGUGACCCUCGAACACGUUUCCAAGUCCCACCUAACACCAAGCAGUGGAUUGCUUUAUUACAGAGAGGAAACUGUACAUUUAAAGAAAAAAUACUACGAGCAGCUUCACAUAAUGCCACAGCUGUGGUCAUUUACAACAAUAUAUCCAGUGAAGAACCUGUCACGAUGACUCAUCAAGGAACUGGAGACAUUGUUGCUGUCAUGAUUACAGAAUCAAAGGUUAAGGAGAUCCUGAAUUACUUGGAAAAGAAUAUUUCUGUCCUGAUGGCCAUAGCAGUGGGGUCCCGUGUUCCUCCGAAGAACUUCAGUCGGGGCUCUCUAGUCUUUGUGUCAAUAUCAUUCAUUGUUUUGAUGAUCAUUUCUUCAGCGUGGUUAAUAUUUUACUUCAUCCAGAAGAUCAGGUACACAAGUGCACGUGACAGAAAUCAGCGCCGUCUUGGAGAUGCUGCCAAGAAAGCCAUUGGUAAAUUGACAACCAGGACAGUAAAGAAAGGUGAUAAGGAAACAGACCCAGACUUUGAUCAUUGUGCUGUCUGCAUUGAGAGUUACAAGCAGAACGAUGUUGUUCGCAUUUUGCCAUGCAAGCACGUGUUCCACAAAGUCUGUGUGGAUCCAUGGCUCAGUGAGCACUGUACAUGUCCAAUGUGUAAACUGAACAUUUUGAAGGCACUGGGAAUUGUGCCCAACAUGCCGUGCACAGAUAACGUAGCCUUCGACAUGGAGAGGCUGACACGGGGGCAGCCGGCGAGCAGGCGCUCGGCGCUCGGAGACUUCGGCACCGACAGCUCCCUCAGCCUGGAGCCCCUGCGCACCUCGGGCAUGUCACAGCUGCCACAGGACGGGGAGCUGACACCAAGGUCAGGAGAGAUCAACAUUGCCGUGACAAAAGAAUGGUUUAUUAUUGCCAGUUUUGGCCUCCUCAGUGCCCUUACACUCUGCUACAUGAUCAUCAAAGCCACAGCUAGCUUGAAUGCUAAUGAAGCAGAAUGCUAUUGAAGAAACGCUUUCCGGCCGAUUGCCUUGGAGAGAGACACCUAUUUUUAUGCAUCAUUUAUCGAUCAUGCAGCACAAGCAAUUAUUUAGUACAUUCUAUUUUUUCAUAAAAUUUGCUGAUGCCAAAGCUUUGUAUUAAAGAAAAAGUGAAGAAAUAAAAAAAACUUUAAUUA
Molecule: messenger RNA, 1451 nt
Organism: Cyanistes caeruleus (blue tit)
Lineage: Eukaryota; Metazoa; Chordata; Aves; Passeriformes; Paridae
Gene: RNF130
Product: ring finger protein 130
Biological process (GO): positive regulation of DNA-templated transcription; protein ubiquitination; ubiquitin-dependent protein catabolic process
Cellular component (GO): nucleus
Molecular function (GO): ubiquitin protein ligase activity
Source: RefSeq, a predicted model, not a curated record